This is a messenger RNA of Perca fluviatilis (European perch), 5305 nucleotides long. It is a transcript of the gene lama3, whose product is annotated as laminin, alpha 3. Lineage: Eukaryota; Metazoa; Chordata; Actinopteri; Perciformes; Percidae. The transcript has 37 exons. Gene Ontology annotation, biological process: cell adhesion. The coding region runs from base 366 to 4898 and encodes 1510 amino acids. The record is from RefSeq and is a predicted model, not a curated record.
UUGCUCCGGUUUGUAACUCUACUGAGAAAAGCUCAGAGUUUAGGCCUGACGGACACAGUCAGAUCCAUGAGAAGACACACAGCACGAAAAAGUUCUGUGAUCCUUCCUUCAAUAACCAGACAGCAGCCGCUAUCACUCAGAACUGUCAGUUCAACACCUCGGGGGGCCGCUGUGAAUACUGUAAAGAGGGUUACUAUGGAAACGCAGCCAACAGGACCUGUCGUGCCUGUCCAUGUCCCUUUACAUGGAACAAUUUUGCGUUGGCCUGUCUGGACAUCGCCUCAGGAGGGGUUGAAUGCUUGUGUAAACGCGGUUACCGUGGAGCCACAUGUGAGAGAUGUGCAUUGGGUUACUACGGCAAUCCAAUGGUGCACGGAGGCAGCUGCAAGCCCUGCAAUUGCAAGGAUGGCUCGAACAUUUGUGAUUCUCUGACUGGAGAGUGCAUCACAUCUGGUAACAGCAGCUGUGGUGCUCACUGCCAUGAAUGUGACGGCUCUACUGUCUCCUUACUGGUUGACUUGGAAAAGAUGGACGAUGCCUUGGCUCGGCUGCAGCAGCAGCUGGAGAAUGUCUCUAAUGGCCCUGGUUUACUCUCCAGGCUGGAGGCUAACAUCUCUGAAACCAAGAGUCUGGUUGGGAGCUACAGCGCUGCUGUGAGGCACCUGGAUCCAACGGUUGAACAGCUGGAAGUAGAUGUGGAUGUUGGCAGAGAUGACUUGAGUCAACUGACUGACAAGACACUUAAAUCUGUAUCAGAUCUGGAGAAGGUCUUGCAGAAUGUGAAUGGAAGAAAGUUAAAGGCAGAGGAUCUUCUCUCUGAAGCGUUCCUUAUAGCAACACAAGAUUUGAUAAAGCAGAAACCUGGAGAGUCAGUUGCUGUUUCUGAAAACAACAAAGCCAGGAUGAUGGAGGAGGCUCAGUGCAUUGUGCAGGAAAUGAGAGGCUGCACUGCUCAGAGAGACAGAGCUGGCAGGGAGCAGGAGGACACACACAAAUUGUUGGACAUAAUCAGGAACAACAUGGCAGAUCCUUUGGAAACCAAGCCGACUGGAGACUCUCUGAUGGCCUCAGACUCUUCUCUGAGCGAGGCAGCUGAGCUGCUGACAGACGCAGGGGACAGAGUCGACAGGACACAGGCCCUUAACCUGAACGCUUGUACCGCACUACAACAUCUGGAGCAUCUUCAAACACAGCUGGAGAGAGAACAAAGUACGCUUCUUCCUGUGACUGAAAUUACCAAAGAUCUGCUAAUGAAUAUCACUGACAUUUUUUUAAUGCUUGAGGAAAUAAAAAAAGAAUUUGAAAAUCAUGCAGCUCAGCUAGAUGGUGCCAAGCGGGAACUCUUUAAGAAGUUAAAUAACAUGCAGAUUACGGCAUUGGUGGAUAUAGUAACCAAAGCUGAGAAGCAUGCAGAGGAGCUCAACAGAGUGACAGCAGAACUUCAAGUGGUUCAUAAUGCUACCAACAGUACUGAGCUGCUCAGUGUGCUGGGUAUAGGUGUGUAUGACAGCAUCCGAAAUGCCGUAGAAAAGGCAGAGUCAGCAGCAAAUCAGUCCAGAGAGGCUGCGGAUGAAGCCUUAAAGGAUGUGAAGGAGGGAGGCCUGGUCAACGGGGCCGCAGGACUCAACGAUAAUUCAACUCGUUUACGGACAGAAGCCAACGAGACUCAGAGUGACUUCAAAAUGCUGUCACGUAAAGUGAACACCCUCAGAGGCCGCAUGAAUAUGCAGAAGGAAAAAGGAGAAUUGCUGAGAAUGGGCAUCCCAAACGUUAGUGGCAACCUCAAAAUGAUCAGAAGAGAUGACACAGACGUUCUGAUAGAGUCCGCGAAAACAACUGCAGCUGCCUCUAACUCCACAAUCAGUAAUAUAACAGAGAGACUGAGAAAUAUCAGUCAGAAAGUGGAGAGAAUACCUCUGACCAAAGUCAGUGUGAAUAUAGAUGAUAUGUUGGUUGAUGCAGACCAGGCAUUGAAGAACUUGAACACAGCCCUUCCUGUGCUGAAAGACAAAAUCACACAAGUUGAGGCUCUCAGUGGGAAGACGCCUCCUACUGCCAACAUGACAGAAAGCAUCAGGAGAAUCAAGGAUGUGAUAGAGGAGACAAGAAACUUUGUUAAUAGGCUCCCAGUUGCCACCACUUUCAACGGAAAAGGUCACGUUGAGCUUCGUCCUCCGAGAAACCCUGAAGACAUAAAAUCGUUUACAGCCGUCGAUAUGCUUCUCAAUCGCCAUCAAAACAAUCCCUCCAAGGUUGACUUCAGACGAAUGCGACGCCAGAACAGCGUCUUCGUUUUCUACCUGGGCAACAAGAAUGCCUCUGGAGACUACAUUGGGAUGGCUAUCAGAAGCAAUGUGUUGAUUUGUGUCUACAAGCUGGGUGGAGUUGUCCAUGAGGUGGAAACCAGCCAAAUAAAAACAACCACCAAUGUGAACUCCUCAGACUUUGACAGGGUUGUCUUCCACAGAGUUUACCAAGAUGCUGAAGUUAACAUCACACAGAACUUCACAUCACAGAAGCCAGUCAGCCUCACUCCUAAACGUAACCUUCCAAACACGACGACCGGCAUCUACCAACUGGAUCCAGACAGUCUUGUUUUCUACGUGGGAGGCUAUCCUGAGGACUUUACACCUCCAGUGGAGCUGCAUUACCCCAAGUACAAAGGAGCGAUGAAACUUUCCUACAUAAAUGACAAUCCUGUUUGUCUGUUCAACUACAAGCAUGCAGUCAAUAUGGAUGCAAAGCAGCCUAUUGUGAAGAUUCCCCAGUCAGAGGUGUCUGAUUAUUAUGAGGGAACAGGUUACCGCAUGGCAUUCAUAAAGGACCCGGACAAGAGAAAGAGAAGAUGGUUCAAAUUUCACACAAACAGCCGAGAGACAAACGCCUUGCUAUUCUACAUCGGAAAUGAAGAGUCUUUUUUCUGUGUGUUUGUGGAGAGAGGCUUCCUGGUGCUUCAAGGACAGCAAGCAGGCCGGGAGCUCAGAGUUCAGAGUGCUGAAAAAGUGUCUCUGUUUGACGAACACUUUGCAAUCACUAUUGCAGACAGGUUUAUUGUGCACUACGGACCACAGAAGGUCUCCACAGAUCACAAUCGAACAAACUUCAUGAGUUAUUACAUCGGGGGUGUACCGUCACAGCUCAGACAGAGACACAACAUCACAGCUCCACCGCUGAGAGGAUGCGUGGAUCACCUGACAGCAGACGCUGAGAUCGUAAAGUACAACAGAACGAUUGGCGUCAGCGAUGGAUGUCCAGUCUCACUACUGGGUGUUCGUUCAGCUACGUUGUAUUCAGCUCUGUCUGUUGAUUCCCCGUCUGUCUGGGGUGUACAGCCAGCCAGAGUCUCUCUGGGCUUCAGGAGCACAGACGGACACGGUGCUCUUCUCAGGAGCAGCUCUCAGGGCUCCAUCUCUGUCCAUGACCUGCAGCUGUCCCUGGCUGAUGGCUACGUAGUAUUUAAUAGUGAUAAUUAUACCUUGAGGUCGGAUAAAAGGUACAAUGAUGGAAGCUGGCACUACUUGUCUGCAGUAUGCAGGCCAACAGGGCUGGAGCUCAGCAUCGAUAAUGUAAAAGUGAUUCAGGGACAAUCACCCCAUAGCAGGCCAGUGGAUCAACAUUUGCAAGGAGGGAAAUUUAAAGGCUGCAUCGCUAACCUCUACACAAGGAGGCCUGAGCAGAGCUUUAUACCUGCCGAUCUAAGCUCAUUUUCACAAACGGUAGACGUAGUCCUUGGCCUGUGCAGUCUCCAUCCGCCACCACAUACCGAGCUGCUACCACCACCCGUGGUGAAAAAGCCCAAGAAACACAAACCCAUUCAGGCUCCGGCAGGCAGCCAGUGUAAACCCCGGCGGGCACACCGGCGUGAAUGGCAGCUCUCUGGGGAGCACAGCUGGCUCAGUUACACCCUGCCACAAGAGGACCUCAAUCACAGGCCUCACUUCUCCCUCGACGUAAAGACCAAGACGUCCAAAGGGCUGAUCCUCCAUGUAGCCGGGAGAGGAGUCAUCCCCCUGCUGGCUCUGUACAUGGCCAAUGGCAAGAUCAAGAUGUCACUCGGACAAAACCGAAUCAUCCAGCACAAGCAGAAGAGCAACGACGGGAACUGGCACAGAGUUGAGUUCAGUGUGGAGAGGAGCACUUUUCAUCUGCUGGUUGACGGGUUCCGUGUGACUGAUGGACAUCUGCCAAACAACGAGGGAUCAUCUUUAGACCUGCACAACCCCGUGUAUCUGGGAGCUGAUCCCAAAAGCAAAACCACAAAAGGACACAACAUUCCCACGAACAGUGUUAUUGGUUGUAUACGGGACUUCAAAAUGAAUGAGGUCGUUAUGGUGGACCUUGAGGCAAGCUACAAAACUUUACCCUGCUUCGAUGGGCUCGCAGAGAUCGGGACAUACUUUGGCGGCGGUCACAUCGUCUUGGAGAAUUAUUUCACCAUUGGCUCGGAGUUUGUGUUGGCCUUCGAGCUGCGUCCUCAAUACCUGACAGGUCUUCUCUUCCAUGUGCAAAGUCGCAAGUCCAGCCUUAAUGUCUUUCUAAAGGAAAACAAGGUGGGUGUCGGCGUGAGUGACGGUAACAGGGCUGCCAGUGCCUCAGUGACUCCUCGUGUAAGCCUCUGUGAUGGAAAGUUUCACCAGGUUACAGUGUCCAAACAACGUGACGUUAUCAAACUAGUGGUGGACUCCAUUUCUCAGCAGAAAGCCGUCCUCUUCACCUCCACCUCAACAACACUGGAUACACUUUACAUAGGAGGGACAAGAAAGCAGAACCGAGCCCCCGUGCGCUCACCAUUUGUAGGCUGCUUACGAAAUGUGAAGCUUAAUGGAAGACCGGUUGCAUUUGAGAAAGGAUCCAGGGUGGUUGACCCUGUCAGCAUUAAUAGUUGCCCUGCAGACUAAGGCUGUGUCAUUAAUGGGUGACGCACCAACUUCUUUAACCGCACAGACCCUUUGGCAUCAUUAAAAAGUCAUAUUAUGCAGACAGGCUUAGGUAAAAACCCACAGAAAUUAAUUAGAAAUUCUAUUAGGCAAGCACAGUCCCCCGUAAGAUAAUGUUGCUACACCUGUCAACUUUUCCAUUUUUGCACAGCACAUGUGCAGUUUAUAAUGAUUACAGGUCAGAUUUACCACUCAGAGUAACUAAGCCUUAGUCAAACUAAAUUUAGAAACAAAGGUCCUGAAUUCAGUCACAGUCAUUUCUUGCCGGCGACCGUUUAAUGUGUCAGCGGAAAUAACAUCUAUUGCUAGUAAAUUUAACCAACUGUAGCCAGCUAAUUAAGCUAAUGUUAACUUAAUGAGUUGGUUGA